UUAAAAAUGAGUGCGUGUAAAAAAUCUAUGCCCGUUAUUAUCAAAUUAGAUAUCGGGGACCAGUUAACAUCCAUCUCAUGUGGUCAUAUCGUUGUUGAGUUGAUAAAGUUUAUAGCAUAUCAAAGACUUCAAAUACCUUAUAGUUAUCAAUGGCUUAAACAGGUUGUAAAUAAGAAAAGACAAUGCAUAGAGGCAAAAGAUACAUUCCAGUCCGAAAAACAUUUUCACGUAGCUUCUAGUGCUUUGGAAAAUUUAGAUUUUAUCAUUAAGAGUUUGUUGAAGGAGAUAGAUGGACCAACUGUGCCUGGCGAAGUUUGCAUUGCCCUGGGCGGUACACCAGACACAAGUAAGGAGGUUUACCGCCUUCUUCUACCAAGCUAUUGCCAUAAGUCACAGUGCCAUUCUAAGCAUAUAGCAUCAGAUCAGAAAAUACAAAUGAAUGUGUUCAGGACUUUGGUUACAUCAGAUGUAUUGAGCAAAGUUUUUCAAAACACACUGCCUCCAACAAACUUGCAUGUGUUAUUAAAGAAGAAGAAUAGUACAUGUGAUGUAGUGUGUACAGACAGUUUUGUUUUAUUUAAUGGAUAUAGAUUGCCACGGAGUGCUAAGGUUGUUGUUAUAGAUUUUAGGACUGAGAGCCAUGAAAAUCUUUCAUGUUGCAAUAACUUUGAAGUUUUUGAAGAAGUUAUUACAAAAAAUUUGACUGAUUUAAAAAUUUGUGAUAAUGAAAAUGAUGUUGAAGAUUUUAACGAAAUAGAAUCAAGCAGUACAAUGAGUUGGUACCAGUCUUGUUAUGUUAUGAAAGGAUUUAGAGAUUGUAUAGUUAGUGGCAGUUCUAUCACAAAUAAAUGGUUACAUUUGUGACAAUACUUUACAACUUUACCUUUUUUAAUGAAUUUAAUCAUGUAAUAUGAGGGUUAUUCAUAUUUAGAACAAUUUAUAGUAUUGUCUGAUUAUAUAUUUUUCUUACAUAACAAAAAAUACUGGACUGCAGAAAAAAAAAUUGCCAUAAGAAACAUACAUUAUCAUUGUGUAACAUAGGCUAUAUUUAUUACUAGAUUUUUUAAAAUUCUGCAUGUAUGAAG
Papilio machaon (common yellow swallowtail) is the source of this 1085-nucleotide messenger RNA. RefSeq lists its product as uncharacterized. Gene Ontology annotation, cellular component: nucleus. Gene Ontology annotation, biological process: regulation of exit from mitosis. Lineage: Eukaryota; Metazoa; Arthropoda; Insecta; Lepidoptera; Papilionidae. The transcript has 3 exons. The record is from RefSeq and is a predicted model, not a curated record. Bases 7 to 864 code for a protein of 285 amino acids.